Messenger RNA from Phytophthora nicotianae INRA-310, 1689 nucleotides. RefSeq lists its product as hypothetical. The transcript has a single exon. The coding region runs from base 1 to 1689 and encodes 562 amino acids. Lineage: Eukaryota; Oomycota; Peronosporomycetes; Peronosporales; Peronosporaceae. The record is from RefSeq and is a predicted model, not a curated record.
AUGGCGUCGCCAGCAGGACCUCCCGUACGGAUAUCUUUUGUGAGCGGCACUCCGUCUCAAGCCAAGGACCCAGAUAGAACUCCCAGCUACGCGCAAGCCAAGACCCCAGAUCCGUCCUCUCUCGAGGGUGGUGCUCUACGUGAGGGUGGUACCCCGGUCCUUACCAGUACUGACAGUAUCGGUUUGCUCUUCCAGUACGCCGCUGUCGGUAUCAACUAUGGUCUGCUACCUGCCACGGUCUACCCGUUCCUACAGCAGUACCUGAACGCUACCGGAUCUCAAGUCACCACUGCCGCGACGCUCGUCAUUUUACCGUGGAGUUUCAAGGUCUUUUACGGUAUUCUAUCGGACUGUGUGCCGCUAUGGGGAUACCGUCGAAAGGUUUGGAUGCUCAUCGGUUGGGGCAUGUGCCUUGCUAUGCUGAUCGUCAUGGCUGCCUCUCCGGCCGGUGACCCGUACUACACGGUCCCGUCCGACCGCAAAAUCGAUCCCGCCGAUUACACGCCGGAAAUCGAGGCUCGCAUCAACUACGACGCUGGUAACCAGGCCGGCAAAUACGUCAUGCUCAUGUUCUUCGCCGCUAUCGGAUACGUUCUAGCUGAUGUCUGCGCCGACAGUAUCGUGGUGGAAUAUGCUCAGCGUGAACCUGUGGAGCAGCGUGGCAAGAUCCAGUCCGCUAUCUACACAGUCCGUACUGUGUUCGUCAUCAUUGGUCAACUUUUGGUUGGUUUCUGCUUCAACGGAGAGGAGUACGGCGGCCAGUUCGACUUCUCCUUGAACUUUCCCGAGCUAAUGUCUAUCGUCGCGUGUAUCACUGCACCUAUUAUUCCAAUCACGUGGUUUUUCAUUAAGGAGGAGAAGCAGACGCGAGUGCCGUUCAGGAAAUACAUGAGCGAGCUGUGGGAACUCAUUCAGAAGCGCGCCGUCUACCAGGUCAUCUUCUACCAGUUCUUCCAGAACGUCUUCUCCAGUAUUACAUACACUGCCAGCUCCCCAGUCCAGUCGUACAUGGUUGGUGUCACUCCGAUCAACAACACUAUCAGUGAGAUUAUCAGUAAUGUGCUCUUCAUGGGUGGUAUCAUGGCUACGUCCAAGUGGGGUCUACACUGGAACUGGCGCAAGAUGAUUCUCUUCACGGGUAUUUUCGUCAUUAUUGCGGAUGGUAUUACUACUUUCCUUACUAUUUGGAACGUGUUCCGUAGUCAGUGGUUCUGGCUUGGUAUCCCGAUGGCUGUGCAACUCCCGUACGGUGUCGGCUGGAUGAUUGGUUUCUUUGUCAUCGUCGAGCUGUCCGGUGUCGGUAAUGAAGGUGCUAUCUACGGUCUCAUCACGAUGGUUGGCAACUUGGCGUCUCCAUUCGCGCAAGCCUUGACGCUCGUGAUUAACCAGCCUCUAAACUUAACUACUGCGCGUAUCCAGGCCGACGAUACCUCGAUCCGAACAGAUCUCACCUACGCCGUGCUGAUCAUGUACGGCAUGACGAUCUUUUCGUGGUCGUUCCUGGUCUUCCUACCUCCUCAGAAGAAAGAAACGCAGGAACUGCUUCGUACGGGUGGAAGCAGCAAGGUUCUCGGUGGCCUUACAGUGUUCUACGUUAUGUUCGCAUUCAUAUGGUCGCUCAUGACCAACAUUAUGGCCAUGUACGAGUCUACCUCGUGCUUGAUUAUUGCCGGUGGCAAGGGAUGCUAG